AUGCCGGAAAAGUUUCCUCCAAUCAUUCGGUUGAACGUUGGCGGGAUGCUGUACAUGACCCGUCUCUCAACGGUGUGCAAGUACCCAGACUCCAUGCUGGCAGCCAUGUUUAGUGGUCGUCACCAUGUCGACAAGGACCAAGAUGACAACUACUUCCUCGACAGUAAUGGCUCUCUUUUCGGAUACAUUUUGGAUUUCCUCCGGUUUGGACAGUUGCCACCCAACACUCAUGCCCUGCCAGUGUAUCGUGAGGCGAGUUACUUUGGUUUACACGCUUUGGUAGAACGUUUGCAGCUCAAUCCGGAAAUAGCCAAAAUGACAGUCAAGGAAGCUCAUCGUGCACAGUUUCCCAAUUAUUCUGAAGUUAAAGAAAAUGUCAUUAAAAUGGCCAUCGACAACGCCACUAUAAAUAAAAUUGGAGAGGUGAUAAUUUAUGUGUUUCGAACGGAGUUCGUUGCUAAGGCACCCAGCUUUAAUCCCAAUCAUGGGUGUGUCACUGAGCUGGCGCAUGUUUCCAUUGGUCCGUGGACUUCAAUGGCAGAUGAAGAAACUUUUAUGCGUUGCCUGGAAACAGAUUUGCUCGAGGAAGGGUUCACGAUUCGCCCUCAUGAUACGAAGAGAAAAUGUAAAUAUUAUUUUGGACAGACAUGUCAGAAAUUUGUGUACAGACUUCAGUUUAUAUUUGACUGACAAAUAUACGACCCUAGCGAUUUCUUCAUCACAGACCUCUCAUUAUGAUAGUUUUGUUGAAAAAAGGAAAGCUGUAUUCCACGGUAUUUAAUUGUUUACCUAUAUUUAUUGUCGCAUGAUGUGUUGUUUUAUGUGCGUUUAUCUCAGUAUGGCAUGUCAUGGUGAAUUUUUGGGGUCCCAAGAGGUAAAAUUGUCACAGUCAAAAUCAUGAUAUCUUUAAACCAUUAGGGCAACUACACUGGUGGAUGAGUUAUGGCAGGUUUGACUUCUUUGCUGUGCCCUUCUACUCCUAAAGCAACUUGCAUAAAUCUCUACCAUUUACUUGCACUCAGCUACCAUAAUUAUCAAUAGUGAAGACCGAAUGCUGCACUAGUACAUGUAGUUACAUGUAAAUGAAAACAGGAUGGUACAUCACUUCUUCUGUGUGAGGCUUCCACAAGUUUUCAGUCUUACAUGCA
Molecule: messenger RNA, 1148 nt
Organism: Liolophura sinensis
Lineage: Eukaryota; Metazoa; Mollusca; Polyplacophora; Chitonida; Chitonidae
Product: BTB/POZ domain-containing protein KCTD7-like
Exons: 1
Coding region: 1-690 (229 amino acids)
Biological process (GO): protein homooligomerization
Molecular function (GO): protein binding
Source: RefSeq, a predicted model, not a curated record